This is a messenger RNA of Tarenaya hassleriana, 1764 nucleotides long. Its product is annotated as citrate synthase 2, peroxisomal. The record is from RefSeq and is a predicted model, not a curated record. Bases 72 to 1601 code for a protein of 509 amino acids. Gene Ontology annotation, biological process: tricarboxylic acid cycle; carbohydrate metabolic process. Lineage: Eukaryota; Viridiplantae; Streptophyta; Magnoliopsida; Brassicales; Cleomaceae. Gene Ontology annotation, cellular component: mitochondrial matrix. The transcript has 13 exons.
UCUUGCUUCGUUUGUUUCUUCACUCUCUUUCCAUUUCCUUCUUCUGGUUUUGAUAUUUUUGUUCCGCAACAAUGGAGAUUUCGGAAAGUGUGAAAGCUAGAUUGGCGGUUCUGUCGGCACAUUUGGUUACGGCUGAGCCGAUCGGAUCUUCGGCGAUCGAGCGAUGGUGCACGUCGGCGAACAUUGCACCGCAUGGAUCCUUGAAGGGGACACUGACGAUCGUCGACGAACGCAAGGGGAAGACAUAUCAGGUGCCGGUCUCCGAAGAAGGUACCGUUAAAGCCAUUGAUCUCAAGAAGAUAACGACGGAUAAGGAGGACAAAGGGCUUAAGUUAUACGAUCCUGGUUAUUUGAACACGGCUCCUGUCCGGUCUUCGAUUUCUUACAUCGACGGAGAUGAAGGCAUCCUCCGAUAUCGAGGAUACCCAAUUGAGGAGUUGGCUGAGAGCAGCACUUUUCUGGAGGCUGCUUAUCUCCUCAUGUAUGGGAAUCUGCCUUCUGAAAGUCAGCUUGCCGAUUGGGAGUUUGCAGUUUCUCAGCAUUCAGCUGUGCCACAAGGAGUGUUGGAUAUUAUACAGUCUAUGCCUCAUGAUGCUCACCCAAUGGGAGUUCUUGUUAGUGCAAUGAGUGCACUUUCCAUCUUUCAUCCUGAUGCAAACCCUGCUCUUAGGGGCCAAGAUAUUUACAAGUCCAAACAAGUUAGAGACAAACAGAUUGUCCGCAUUCUUGGAAAGGCACCAACUAUUGCAGCAGCAGCGUAUCUGAGGAUGGCAGGAAGGCCUCCAGUUCUUCCUUCUAGCAACCUUUCUUACGCAGAGAAUUUCCUCUAUAUGCUGGAUUCCAUGGGCAAUAGGUCUUACAAACCUAAUCCUCGACUGGCUCGAGUGCUUGACAUCCUUUUUAUACUGCACGCUGAACAUGAAAUGAAUUGCUCCACUGCUGCCGCCAGGCAUCUUGCUUCCAGUGGUGUUGAUGUGUACACUGCUGUGGCUGGAGCUGUUGGUGCAUUAUAUGGUCCCCUCCAUGGUGGUGCAAAUGAGGCUGUGUUAAAGAUGUUAUCGGAGAUUGGAACCGUUGAAAAUAUCCCAGAGUUCAUCGAGGGCGUGAAGAACAGGAAGAGGAAGAUGUCGGGUUUUGGACAUCGUGUUUACAAAAACUAUGAUCCCCGAGCAAAAGUCAUCAAGAAACUGGCAGAGGAAGUGUUUUCUAUUGUUGGAAGGGAUCCUCUGAUUGAGGUAGCUGUUGCUCUUGAGAAGGCAGCUCUCUCAGACGAUUACUUUGUCAAGAGAAAGCUUUACCCUAACGUCGAUUUCUACUCUGGAUUGAUAUAUAGAGCAAUGGGAUUUCCACCGGAAUUCUUCACCGUCUUAUUUGCGAUCCCCCGAAUGGCUGGAUACUUAUCCCACUGGCGUGAAUCAUUGGAUGAUCCCGACACCAAGAUCAUGAGGCCUCAACAGGUUUACACAGGAGUGUGGCUCCGACACUACAUGCCCGUGAGGGAGAGAACGUUGUCGAAUGAGUCGGACGGCAAGGCCGACAAGCUCGGCCAAGUCUCAGUCUCGAAUGCAUCGAGGAGGCGUCUUGCCGGUACUGGGAUUUAGGGUUUUGGUUUCGGAAGGUUUUGUCCAAAGGAAUAAAGGAGGAAGAAAUGAAAGGUCCUCUCUUUCAUGUUUGUUUUGUGUGGGGAAGUGACUGACUCCGUGGAUAAGCAAAACUCUCGCAGCAAAUUAAUAAAGAUUAUAUAUAUAAUAUUGAAUGCGAAGA